Molecule: messenger RNA, 399 nt
Organism: Emiliania huxleyi CCMP1516
Lineage: Eukaryota; Haptophyta; Isochrysidales; Noelaerhabdaceae
Exons: 1
Cellular component (GO): Swr1 complex
Molecular function (GO): nucleosome binding
Source: RefSeq, a predicted model, not a curated record
CAGGCGCUCUCGCUCUCCAACGAGCGGAUCACGGUGCCCGAGCUGCUCUUCCACCCGUCCGACAUCGGGCUCGAGCAGGCGGGGCUGCCCGAGUGCAUCGUGCAGGCGGCCGAGGCGUGCCCUCCGGACAUGAGGGAGGCGCUCUACGCAAACAUCCUCGUCACGGGCGGGAGCAGCCGCUUCCCGAACUUUGAGGAGAGGCUGCAGCGCGAGCUGCGCGCCCUCGUGCCGAGCGACCUGCCCAUCGGCUUCACCGCCGCCUCAGACCCGACGCUCGCCGCGUGGCGGGGAGGCUCUAUCUUUGCGGCGGCGGCCGAGUACGACUCUGCGGUGGUGACCAAGGAGCAGUACCGCGAGGAGGGGCACGCGCUCUGCCGACGGAGAUUCGCCGGCGCGUAG